Molecule: messenger RNA, 1104 nt
Organism: Triplophysa dalaica
Lineage: Eukaryota; Metazoa; Chordata; Actinopteri; Cypriniformes; Nemacheilidae
Gene: tomm20b
Product: translocase of outer mitochondrial membrane 20b
Exons: 5
Coding region: 116-556 (146 amino acids)
Biological process (GO): protein import into mitochondrial matrix; protein targeting; tRNA import into mitochondrion
Cellular component (GO): mitochondrial outer membrane translocase complex; mitochondrial outer membrane
Molecular function (GO): transmembrane protein transporter activity
Source: RefSeq, a predicted model, not a curated record
CACGGGGGUCCUUGCUAGUGUGUAAUGAGGGUCAUGCAGUUAAGCUGAUCUGUGUCGUUAUUAAUACCGUGACAUUUCUUUCGUGUGAUCUCGUGUCGUGUUGUUUUAUAUCGUCAUGAUGGGCGGCAGGAGCAGCGCGAUCGCGGCGGGCGUCGGCGCGGCGCUGUUCGUCGGUUACUGUAUUUAUUUCGACAAGAAACGACGGAGCGACCCGAACUACAAGAACCAACUGAGAGAACGAAGGAAAAAGCAGAAAGUUGCACAAGAGAAAGCUGGCCUGUCGAGGUUGCCAGAUCUGAAAGAUGCUGAAGCAGUUCAGAAGUUUUUCCUUGAAGAGAUUCAGCUCGGAGAAGAGCUCCUGGCACAGGGAGACUAUGAGAAAGGUGUGGAUCACCUGACGAAUGCCAUCGCUGUCUGUGGUCAGCCGCAGCAACUCCUGCAGGUCCUGCAGCAAACUCUUCCUCCUCCCGUCUUCCAGAUGCUCCUCACCAAACUGCCCACCAUCAGCCAGCGUAUCGUCAGUGCUCAGAGCAUCAGUGACGACGACGUCGAGUAGAAGAACCUACAAUGCUGCCAUGACAUCACUUCCUGUCUGCUUUAAAUCCGCAGUCAAUCAUUCUGCCACACCCCUUUUUUAAACACUGAAAACAGUGAUACCGUUUUAUUGAAAAUGUUAUUGAAAUCUAAAAUGAUCAUCUAACGGUAGCUGAUGGAUUGGUCCUGUAGAUGGUUACGAGUGUCUCCGUGAAUAUGGAUGAUAGAAAACAAGCAUGACCUGCAAAUGUCUAUAUUUUGUUGUUCUUCGUUUUACUAACAAACUAUUUCAUUUGAGUUUGAAUAAAAGAGGAAAUAUGCAACAAGUAAAUGAAAUGUUGUAAACAUGCGCUUUGUAUAAAUCAGCCGGAUCAGCAGAACAUCUCACGAGAGAGAGAGCAGCUGUUUUCAUUUAUCUGUGUUCGUGUAUUUAAGUUAUUUUUACUGACUGUAUAACAUCUGUGAUAUUGUGGGAUAUGUGUCACGUUUAAAGGUGCUCUGGCUGUUUCAUGUAGAGGAGAGACUCUUCUUUUAUAACUUAAAAUAAAAACAGAUCAAUCUGUCAAGUCA